This is a messenger RNA of Aspergillus neoniger CBS 115656, 957 nucleotides long. RefSeq lists its product as uncharacterized. The coding region runs from base 1 to 957 and encodes 318 amino acids. The record is from RefSeq and is a predicted model, not a curated record. The transcript is spliced from 3 exons. NCBI's taxonomy places the organism in Eukaryota, Fungi, Ascomycota, Eurotiomycetes, Eurotiales, Aspergillaceae.
AUGAAAGCUAUAAAUCGUUCCUUCUACCACACAAUCGACGCUAAGUCCUAUCAUGACAGGCCCAGCUGUCUCGUCUGCGGCUUUGUCUUUGCGAACGGGACAAGCGAGGACGAUCAUUACAGUUACGUGGAUACGAGAUACUAUGUAGGAAGUAACCUCUGUCGCGCUGAGCUUCUAGAGGAUUGGAGACCUUCUGAGAAGAAAAGAUGGGGGAAGAAAACAUGGUGGAACACUUCCCGCGCAGUUCUAUACCGCCCUGCAACAGGCACCUGCCGGCUUUCUGGGGUCAUCAUGCAUCCUCUGACAACCGGAUUGGUUCCAAUGAAUGAGACAGAUGGAUAUAUUUGCGGUACUUGGUCGGGCUGGUUAUCCCCCAAAGAACGACAAGCUUUCUUCUCGACGCUCUCCGAGACAGACAUAAGACUCUCCGAGGCAGACGUAAGAAAACCGGUUACCAACCUAGAUCCUGGUAUUGGAUGUUUUGUCGGGAAGGUUAGGGUCCCCCCAGGUCCGACAUUCGAUGACGCUGACCUUGAAUCUCUACCAGAUCCUGUUCGUACAAAAUGCGUUACAGGGGCGAUUUGUCUAGCACUAAAACACGAAAAGCGAAGGAAAUUGAUGAUGAAACGAAAGGGCCAUUUGGUCACCCGAAAGGCACCACGUCCCAGACCCUGCGUUCUUCCGAUGGAAAUACUUUAUAUGAUUCUUAGAUAUCUUCCAUAUCAGACGAUCGCGAACGUGGAAAAAGGAUUGCGCCUCAAUCUCGGUAAUAGGUUUUGGCGCACUUGGCUCUCUAGCCGAGUAUUCUACGAAGUGAGGGAUAUUGCCAUCGACGAGGUUAAUUGGAAGCGCCUAUCCAUGUUGCUGGAACGACGACUCAAGAAGUCAAACGCUUUGGCCAUCCGACGGUUUUUAUUAGCCUCUCUGGAUAAUGUUAUGAGGUUUGUUAACAUGUAA